Messenger RNA from Symbiodinium necroappetens, 1311 nucleotides. NCBI's taxonomy places the organism in Eukaryota, Dinophyceae, Suessiales, Symbiodiniaceae. The record is from the annotation of a GenBank genome assembly.
AUGGCUCUCCUGAUGAGGCCGACCAGCCCAUUCCUCACCAGACUUUGUGCGGGGCUGGUGACGUCGGCCAGCGCCGUUUGCACCGCCCACUGGCUCCUGUACCCUGCGGACCCGUUUUGCGUGCUGAGCCUUGGCCUGGGCGCCUUCGUCUACGUCGCAGUGGUAGGCACCUCGCACAGCGUUGCCUGGUACGGCCUCUUUGCCCCUACGGUGAUGUUCGGUCUGCUGGUCUUUCCAAGACUGCCAGCUUGGUACGCAGCAUCGCUAGACCCGCCACCGAAGGUAGACCACCGUCGGCGUCCGUUUCUCAGCACAGAGUGGCAUUUGGCCUACGCGGACGUGCGGGAGGUGCUGAGGCAGUUGCUGCGACCAAUGGGCGCGCAACCAUCCUCCUCCCCGAAGGGUGGAGGAGGCCAUGGUAAUGCUGGGGUCGUCCGGCACUGUGCAAAUGAUGGGUCGCCCAAGUGGCAUGCGUCAGCGUCCGAGAAAGAGGUGCGGCCGGCCCGGAGAUGCUUGCCGCUCGCGUGGACCGGAGCCGGAGAGGCUUCGGAUGAGGAAGAGGCUGACGCUCCAGCCCCGGUCAGGUCGAAGACACUCUCCGCAGAGGCCUGGGAGGCCCGACCUUUCUCGCGGGACUCGACAGCUUCGACGCUGAGCACAGGAAAAUACAGGGACGAAUUCGGCGCCUGGCGCCCGCAGACUUGUUCUUCGCGGCCAAGUCUCCCGUCCACUGCCUCAGCAUCGAGCUCUGCCAGGAGGCCAUCAAGAAGCACAUGUUCUCGAAGUGAUUCCUUCCGGAGCUCAGCGACCCAUUCAUCUCACAAGCGACAGGAGGCGUCACGGUCCUUGGACCCGGACUGCUCCCAGUCCGGAGCGCACAGCCGUGAAUUGGCCCUGAAUGACGUGAAGCUCGAAGAUGCGCGGCAGAGAGCUUCAAAGUCUUUAGAAGCUUUACAGGCAAAGCUCCGAGCAUCCCGGAUGCCAGAGAUUCCUCGACAAGCAGAGGUUCUGGCUGCUGUGGCCGAGGACCAACCGGGGCAGAUCCAGGAACCGCUGGAGUCGGUAGUUAGAAUCCGACCUGCAUGGUCUGAAAGACAGAGAGGUGCCUACGCCGAGAGAGACGAGGGAACGGCUUCAACAGCUCUGCGGACAGCAGGUGCUGGAUACGAGCGCAUGCCUGCACCACAGGCUCCCUUGCGGCUGGCCGAAGCUUCUCAGGCUCGAGAAGUCGACCGGCAUGCGCGGCGAGCUUUAAGGCCGGAGCCGUCCACUUUGGGCCAGAGGUACUUUGAUCCUGCUGACGGCGUUUGA